ACAGAAAGUUUUUCUCGUCCGAGGGACCGACGCCGCCGCGGGCCUUUCGGAAGGGAAGGGGGACCGAAAAGGAGGCGAUCGCCGCGCGGGCCCGGGGAGUGCAUGGUGCCCGGCGCCUCAGCUGCCAGUCAGGAGGACAUCGGGGCGGGGUCCGGCCGAGCCUAGCUCCUUCUUCCCCCUGCCUCGCCAGAAAUCGCCCUCCCGGACUGCCGCGGGGGUCCCCGCUCCUCAGCCCGCCAUGUCCCGGCUGCUGCCGCUGCUGAGGAGCCGGACAGCACGCAGCCUGAGGCCGGGCCCGGCCGCCGCCGCCGCCGCCGCCGCCGCCGCCGCCGCCGCGCCCCGCCCGCCGUCCUGGUGCUGCUGCGGGCGGGGGCUGCUGGCGCUCGCGGCCCCCGGCGGCUCGCGAGGGCUGGGCACCCACCCCAAGAAGGAGCCCAUAGAGGCGCUGAACACGGCGCAGGGCGCGCGCGACUUCAUCUACAGCCUGCACUCCACGGAGAGGAGCUGCCUGCUCAAGGAGUUGCACCGCUUCGAGUCCAUUGCCAUCGCGCAAGAAAAGUUGGAAGCUGCACCACCCACCCCAGGACAGCUGAGAUACGUAUUCAUCCACAAUGCGAUACCUUUCAUAGGGUUUGGCUUUUUGGAUAAUGCAAUAAUGAUUGUUGCAGGAACCCAUAUUGAGAUGUCUAUCGGAAUUAUUUUGGGAAUUUCAACUAUGGCAGCUGCUGCUUUAGGAAAUCUUGUGUCAGAUUUAGCUGGACUUGGACUUGCAGGCUAUGUUGAAGCUUUGGCUUCCAGAUUAGGCCUAUCAAUUCCUGAUCUUACACCAAAGCAAGUGGACAUGUGGCAAACACGUGUUAGUACACAUUUUGGCAAAGCUGUUGGGGUGACUAUUGGCUGCAUUCUAGGAAUGUUUCCUUUGCUUUUCUUUGGAGGAGGUGAAGAAGAUGAAAAACUGGAAAAGAAAAAUUAACCCUAUUAGAAUACCUAUAAAAAGAUGUAAACUAAUGUACCUCAAUUACUAAAUAUGCUGUCACAACAUUUAGGAAUUAAGACAAUAACAGUGUAUAGAUACGGGAUCAAAUAAUUCAGCAUGUAUUAUGGAAAACACUAACUUAUUGUGGCUUGGUUUUCUUAGGACAUCUUUUUAAAAAAUGUUUAGUAUCCAUUUUGUGUAAAUUGUUGAAAUGCUUUUUCAUCAAUGGCAGUCAACAUUUUACCUUUUUCUUUAUAUAUCAAAAUAUCAUUUAAGUUUCAGUCAUUGAUGUACUGUACUAAGUUGGGGUUUGCAUAUUUGUUACUUCAUGUGUGUGCAUGCAUGAAAGGAUCUUCUGUCGUUGCUGUUGUUCUCUAGUUACAACUCAGCCUUGAGAUUUUUGCCACAUUACUUAAGAUGUGUAAUGUAAGUUAAAGGUUUUUUUUUACUCUAUUUGGGCAACAUCAAUUUUGUACUGUUUUACAUUGAACAUUUACAAUCAUAUAAUUUUAGUCAUUUUUUAAACUCUUAGUCGUUUCAAGGUAGACACACACUUUAAGUAUUUUAAGUAUCUAUUAUUCACUUUAAUUUUCUGACCUCAAUGUCUCAAGAGCCAGAGGUUAAUCAGAAUGAGUAAUUAUGUGAUGUCCUUACUACAUAAAACCAUAUAUGUUAGUAAGUGUAUUAUUUUCUGUUGAUUUUUUUAUCUUUAAUUUCUCAAUUUUAAAUCAUUACAUGGUAGCUUCUGCUCCAAGAAAAUGAUGAUUUUAGGGUCUUUUAUAAAUGGGGAUUGUGGAAUUAGGGUAAAAUAAGGGGUUUGACAUGACACUUGGAAAUUAAGAGGCUAAAAAACUUUUUUAGAGAAAAAGAAAAUGGGAACUGUUGAGAAGGCUUAUGGUAUAAGUGGUAAAGUUGAAGUCAUGUUUGGAAGGUUAACGAGAUACAAAUUCUGUUGUUUGGGAUGGAUUUCUUUUUCCCCAAAACGUCUUCUCAUCUGAAUGAAUCUGAAUACUCCAUACUCAUAAUCCUGAUGUCUUAUCUUAUCACAUAAAAGUUUUAUUUCUGGAUAAUUUACUUUGAGGUGAAGACUAAAUAUUUUAUAUUUUGCUUUUUGGCUAUGAAUAGUAAUCAAAAGUUAUGUGAGGAGAAAUCUUUUUUUUUUUUUU
Messenger RNA from Enhydra lutris kenyoni (northern sea otter), 2142 nucleotides. RefSeq names its product transmembrane protein 65. Gene Ontology annotation, cellular component: mitochondrion. The coding region runs from base 239 to 973 and encodes 244 amino acids. The record is from RefSeq and is a predicted model, not a curated record. Gene Ontology annotation, biological process: cardiac ventricle development; regulation of cardiac conduction. NCBI's taxonomy places the organism in Eukaryota, Metazoa, Chordata, Mammalia, Carnivora, Mustelidae. The transcript is spliced from 7 exons.